AUGGAGCCUUCAAGCCCCUCUACUAGCCUACCACAGAUUGUUUAUCAAUGGCAAGAAGGUGUUGAGUCUCUUGAAGGAUAUCGCCCUGGUGGCUAUCAUCCAACACAUAUCGGUGAUCGGUAUCAUGACGACCGCUAUGAAGUCGUCCACAAGCUAGGUCAUGGGAGUUACUCAACCGUCUGGCUUGCCAAAGAUCACCUACAAGCCAGAUAUGUUGCAUUGAAGAUUCUUGUCGGUGCCGCCCUUGAAAAAAACUCGGAGGGAAAAGUUUUACGCGCAUUAAGCUCGUGCAAGACAGACCAUCCAGGACGAGCAUACGUGUCGACGUUACUGGACGAGUUUACUAUCAAUGGGCCAAAUGGCAGCCAUUUGUGUAUAGUGAAUGAAGCCGCUGGCUGUAGCGUUGCACAAUCAAAAGAAGCCAGCAUCACGUGGAAGUUCACUCCCAAGGUGGCAAGGGCGAUAUCUGCCCAAGCUCUACUUGGAUUGGAUUAUAUCCACUCUUGUGGAAUAAUACACGGUGAUCUGCACUCCAACAACAUUCUAUUCAUAUCCUCAAACUUCAGCUGGUGCACCACUGAAGAACUCUAUCGCCGUGUAGAAGAGCCUCAAAAGCUGCCAGUAGAGCGGCUAGAUGGAGGUCUCAAGGGCCCAGAAGUCCCAAAAUACUGCGUCCCACCUGCAUUGAUGUUCCAGUCAAGCGAGGAAGUCGUUGACAGUCAAGUCCUCAUUUCAGAUUUCGGCGAGGCUUUCUUUCAAAGCGAAGAGGAGCGGCAACACUUGCAUACGCCAAUCUUACUCCUCCCACCAGAAAUGUUCUUUCACGAGCAUCUGGGCCCGGCCGUUGACGUAUGGACUCUGGGAUGCACCCUUUACGAGAUCCUCGGCGAACGCCCUCUGUUUGAAGGAUUUAUGCCAGACGAAGAUGACGUAGUUGCAGAAAUGAUAAGCACGUUGGGACCUCUGCCAGAGCGCUGGUGGGAUCGAUGGGAGCAUAAGACAGACCUUUUUCUCGAGGACGGGUCAUGGAAGACGGACACACAUCGUGUCCAUGCACCGUAUCCUCGACCACUGACUGAGCGGCUGCGCAUCAUGGGACGAGGAGAGGAUCCUGCGACGUGCGAGUUUAGUCCCGGACGAAAUUAUGUGUCUUGA
Messenger RNA from Xylona heveae TC161, 1155 nucleotides. RefSeq names its product protein kinase. The record is from RefSeq and is a predicted model, not a curated record. Gene Ontology annotation, biological process: regulation of mRNA processing; protein phosphorylation; spliceosomal complex assembly. Lineage: Eukaryota; Fungi; Ascomycota; Xylonomycetes; Xylonales; Xylonaceae. Bases 1 to 1155 code for a protein of 384 amino acids. The transcript has 2 exons. Gene Ontology annotation, molecular function: protein kinase activity; ATP binding.